AUGAUCGUGACACUGUUUCUACUAGAGAUUAUCAUCUUCGCAGUAAAUGUGGAACAAUCCUGUUUCUCGAGCUUCGAAAUUUGGGUAAAAAAAUUUUGCUCAAAAUAUAUUAAAAGAGAACAUUCAUGUUGCCUAUUUUUGAACGACCGCAAAGCGCAGUGGAACACAUGGAUAACUUCGGCCAAUAUUCAUCAGGUGUCUCCUUCGAAAAUAAUCAUGUCAGAACGUUAUGGUUUUUCCUUGACAACCUUUAGUCCAUCGGGCAAACUUGUUCAAAUUGAAUAUGCUUUAAACGCUGUCAAUGCAGGUUCACCAGCAGUUGGCAUUAAAGCCUCGAAUGGAGUUGUAUUAGCGACGGAGAAAAAAAGUAAAUCCUUAUUACAUGACGAUCGUACAAUUCAUAAGGUCGAGUCCAUUUGUAAAAACAUGGGCCUUGUCUAUAGUGGCAUGGGUCCUGAUUACAGACUACUCGUCCAGAAAGCACGCAAACUAGCACAAGAAUACAUGCUUGUCUACGAACAAAAUGUACCACCAACACAAUUAGUUAAACGAGUUGCUGAUGUUAUGCAAGAAUAUACUCAAUCCGGUGGUGUACGUCCUUUUGGUGUAUCCUUACUUAUCUGUGGUUAUGAUUACGAUGAAGAUCGACCAUUCUUGUAUCAAUGUGAUCCAUCUGGUUCUUAUUUUCCAUGGAAAGCAACAGCAAUCGGCCGUAAUUUUGUGAAUGGAAAAACAUUUCUCGAAAAACGAUAUUCUGAUCAAUUGGCACUUGAAGAUGCCGUCCACACUGCGAUACUAACAUUGAAAGAAUCGUUCGAAGGACAAAUGACUGAGGAUAAUAUCGAAAUUGGUAUUUGUGAUAAGGAAGGUUUCCGUCGUUUGACACCUGCUGAAGUCAAAGACUAUUUAGCACAAAUCGGAUAA
Messenger RNA from Adineta ricciae, 924 nucleotides. NCBI's taxonomy places the organism in Eukaryota, Metazoa, Rotifera, Eurotatoria, Adinetida, Adinetidae. The record is from the annotation of a GenBank genome assembly.